AUUGAUUCAGAGGGCGCUCGGCACAUUACGAUUUCGCGAAUGAGUUUUGGGCCAGCUGGGUUUGUGUAAUAAAAAAAAAGAGAAAGAAAAGAAAACUGUCACAAUUUUUCCACACAUUUCGCUUUGAGAACAAAAAUCAUUGAAUUUAUUGAGUUUUUCCCGCAUUUCCGAAAGGAAAAUGUUGAAAUCACGUGCCAGUAGUUCCAAUCAUAAGAAAUACCAUGCAAAACCACAGCCAAAGGUUGAAGAAAUCACUGAAGAUGAAAUCGCACAAUUCGUCACGGAGGACGGACUUCCAAUUUAUACGCUGUACGUGAGUGGCUUCAAGAACUACCUGCACCCCGUAACGGUUCAAACACUAAUGCACAGCUUCCAAGCUGAUGGACCAAUAAAGAAGGUCGUUAUUCACGAUGCAAAGGUACCCUAUGCCUUUGUAACGUUUGCAGAUGUGAAGAGUGCCCUCAUGGCGAAGCGAACACACCAUUUCUUCAAUGGGAAGAAACUCAUCCUCCGUCCGGCAGAUAGUUGGCAUCAGCCGGAAGAUAAUCGUGAAGCGUCUGAGAGUGAAGAAGAAAUCGACAUGUACCAGUCGAUACUGAAGCUCAAUGAUGACUGUCUCUACUGCGUCCUGUCGUACUUCAAUCUCCGCGAAUUAAUUGUAAUUGAAAAGGUAUGCCGGAGGUUCCAGGCUGUUGUACAGCGCAUCUACAAAACCUACAGGACGCUGGAUUUCGAUAAGCUCGCCGAUACGAGUCAACUCACACUGAUGGAGGUGCGAAAUAUCACCCGGCGAAUGGGUGCACAUGUGGUCACAUUGAAAGCCACCGCAACGUCAUUCCGGACCAUCAAUCCGCGCAUAAUUGUCACAAUUCUGCGGCACUGCCGCAAUCUCCAGAGUAUCCACCUCGAGGGCUUCAAUAUGAGCAGCAUGCUAGCCCUGCGGGAGCUUUCGCAGACCUGUGGAAAUCUGAAGGUCUUCCAAUUGCCCAAUUGCAGUGUAACAGAUGAAAUUGUGACGUGCCUGCACAAUGCGAGGGAACUGGAGACGUUGAGUUUGGCCGAGAAUUCGGGCAUCAUUGGGAAAUGUCUCACGGGUCUGAGGAAGAUCAAGGAGAUUAAUUUGAGCAGCUGCCCGAAUCUUCAACCAUCCUACUUUAUGCAGUUCUGUGAACGCAAUCCCGAACUGAAGAGCCUAAAUAUAAUUCGCUGUGAUAAAAUCAAUCACAUCUGCCUGGAAACAAUGGCGAGGCAUCUCAAGAGUCUCGAAAGUCUCAUGAUAUGCAAUUCCUAUGCGAGUGUCACCCCUGCGGAUUACGUGGUGCUCGUGGAUAUGCCCAAUUUGACACAUCUCCAGAUCAGCUACAAUAAUUACCUCAAUGUGGACACAUUCCUCGCGAAACUCGCUGAUCUCAAUCGCCUGGAUUAUCUGGACAUUUCGGGGGGUCACAUUACGCGGAACACCCUGCGGGCACUCACAAACUUCCGGAAGUUGCGUGUGCUGAAGCUGAACUACAAGAUUGAGUGCGUGGAUGACACACUGGCGCAAAUUUCAUCCAAUGAAACCAUCCAGGAGCUUCACAUUGUCAGCUGUACCAGUAUCACCAAUGAGGGUUUAGUUGCCUUCAUCCGUAAAUGCCGGCAACUGAGGCACAUCAACAUGUCCGGAUGCUACGGCAUCACCAAUGAUCUCGUCAUCAACAUCCUCCCCCAUCUUGCUGAGAGGCCGGAAAUUCUCGAGCUUGUCGUUGGGGGUACACAGAUCACGAUCGGCGUUGAGGAGCACGUGAAUGCCCAUGAGAAUCCAAAGCUCAAGCUUGAUUACACGAACACCGCAGAAGCCUUCGGGGCGAUUGAUAUCUGGGAAGACAUGCUCUACGGAGAUGAUCUGCUGGACAUGGAAGAUAUCGACGAUGAAGACUUAGAUGAUGAUGCUUAUGCAUUCUUCCACUAUGAAAAUGGCUACGACUCCGAAUUUGAUGAGGAUGAACUUUUUGUCUAGGAGACACCCUUAAAAAUACUUUUCUUUUGGAUCAACUACAGGACGCAAAAAAUGCGAAUUCCUCUGAAAUUUAAAGUUCUUUUCCCUUGAUUUUUUUUCCUUUUUCUUCUUCAAUUAAUGAAUCUCGAAUUUUGCGAUUUCUUUUGUAGGAGUCAUGAGAAUAUUUUGAAUAAAUUAAACUCUGUGAAAUGCA
Molecule: messenger RNA, 2192 nt
Organism: Lutzomyia longipalpis
Lineage: Eukaryota; Metazoa; Arthropoda; Insecta; Diptera; Psychodidae
Product: putative RNA-binding protein EEED8.10
Exons: 5
Coding region: 179-1999 (606 amino acids)
Biological process (GO): SCF-dependent proteasomal ubiquitin-dependent protein catabolic process
Cellular component (GO): SCF ubiquitin ligase complex
Molecular function (GO): RNA binding; protein binding
Source: RefSeq, a predicted model, not a curated record